Canis lupus familiaris (dog) is the source of this 8482-nucleotide messenger RNA. It is a transcript of the gene NHSL2, whose product is annotated as NHS like 2. Lineage: Eukaryota; Metazoa; Chordata; Mammalia; Carnivora; Canidae. Bases 560 to 4000 code for a protein of 1146 amino acids. Gene Ontology annotation, biological process: cell differentiation. The record is from RefSeq and is a predicted model, not a curated record. The transcript is spliced from 8 exons.
ACGUCUCUCCUCUGGGAAGGAAGGGGCCCACACAGUGACAAUAGACCAGGGGCGCUGACUCAGACAGCCAGUUCCUGCUCACUUCCCCUCACUGCAGGACAGCGGCUGGGCUGAACUGGAGGUCAGCCCUCUGUGGGGCUCUGACUCGGGCCUUUGGCUGAGAACCUUACCUAGAGAAAGACAGCACCCCUCGCUGGUCUGCUGGGACAGGACCCACUGAAGCAGUGUGGCUGGGGGUGGGUGGUGGGGGCAGAAGGAAGUAGGAAAGUAGAGAGAAGAACCUCACUUGUUGAAUCCAGCGUUGCUUUCCCUGGGCGGUGCAGCCCAGGGACCCCUGCACAGGCACCAGAGCAUAUGACCAAUGGGGUCAAACUGACUUAGCUGGGGUGCAGGGAAACAGAGUUCUGGAGGAGUCCCUGGGUACCUACGGAGGAGCCUGGGGACGGGGCUUGGAGCAGUGUGGGACCCCUCGGCCCCCUGCCUACAGUGCAGGCCCACAACACACUUCCUCACAUGAGGAUUUACUGGAUGUGGCACCUUGGUCAUCUACACCUCUAGGAUGGAGAGAGCCGAGUUUGUCACCCUCUUCUGGAGCCGGGGAGCUGCAGCUAACUCGGGUCGGGAAAAUGCGACAGCGACUGCCCACUCGAGGUCGUCAUGGCGACAGCCAGUGAACGUGUUCCUCUCCUCGGGCAGGCCCCCGAGUGUAGAGGAGCUGCUUCGAGAGGCGCAGCUCAAUCUCCAGAGCCUGUUGCAAGAAGAAUAUGAGGAACAGUACUCAGAGGCCAGACUUCUGGGGCAGACCUUCCGCUCUGCUGAUGAGGCCCCCGAGGCCACUCCUAGCCCAAGGCCCCAGGCUGGCAGGCGUCUGGAGCUUGUAUUGAUGCCUACAAAACGGCAGCUGAGCGAGGAUGAGACUACCACCCAGGGUGUGAGGGCCCCUGAGGCCUCCUCGAGCCUGUCUACCACAGCCGACAAGCAAGCUGCCUGGAAUAGCCCCUUCCCUCUGCCCAUCCUAGAGGAGAAGCGGUGGCUUCAGCCUUGCUCCACGCAAUCUGACAUUGUGCCCAUCAACAUCUCUGGGCAGCAGUUUGAUAAACAUGCAAGUUUGCGACACUCGUUGUUUAACACAGAGACAGCUGUGAACCCCAAAUCCACCCUGAGGCGGAGGCGGACCAUUAUUGGAUUCUCUAACUUUUCCCAGCGAGACCAAGGUCAUAGCAACAGGCCUGCAGGCAGUGUGGCCCACUCUGCCACCUCAGACAUCAAGUCCAGUCAUUCCAUCCCAGAAGGGGUUCAUGGAAGAAUUGCCAUUGGUCAGGAAGCUCAGUUCCCAAAUCUCACCUCACCAGUACUGAGGAGUCCUUCUAGUGAUUCAGAAGAACCUCUCCAGGCAUGUGGUGGCACAAACCCUCCUGGUAUGGAGAGCAUAGGAAUGGUGUAUAGCAUCCCCAGUUCUUGCAAUGGACCAACGGAAUCAACGUUCUCUGCUUCCUGGAAGGGAGAUACUUUUACCUACAUGACUCCAAGUGUCACCAGUCAGAACAAUCAAAUCAGUCAAAAUGGAAGAAAUCCUUCCUCUGGGAAUGCUUGGGUCUCUCUGCACACACUGCCACCUCUAGUCCCCAAGGAGGCCACUACCUUCUUUGUUACCCGAGAGAACCCAACAGGAUGCAGUGGGGCAACUGGCAACUCUGAGCAUCCUACUCAACGAAGGCAAGUAUCAGAGCGACCCUCCAAGAUGGGCCUUCUCACCAGUGGUACCUCAAGGCUGGAGACAGGCCGGGGGGGUGCCAGCAGGUUCCGGGAGCGGUCACUGUCUGUGCCCAUGGACUCUGGCACCACGGAUGUGGACUAUGAUGAGGAACAGAAGGCCAGUGAAGCCUGUGCCCUGCCUUAUGCCAGUACAAGCUCUGAGGGCAGUAACAGUACUGACAACAUUGCCUCCCUUAGCACCCAACAAGAGGCCCAGCCCAGAAGGCAGAGAUCCAAGAGUAUCUCACUCCGGAAGGCCAAGAAGAAGCCUUCCCCACCGAUGCGCAGUGUCUCACUGCUCAAAGAUGGGCCAGUCCUCUUGCCAGAACAUGGGUCAGCGCUGCCCAAGGACCAGAGGCCCAGGAGUCUCUGCCUCUCCUUGGAACACCAAGGGCGUCAGUCAUCCCACCCAGAUGCUCAGGGUCACCCAGCUGUGCCAACCGUCAAAGAUCCAGAAGGUGCACAAUUCUCCCACCACUGGUAUCCUACUAACUGGAAGUCUGGCGACACCUACCAAUCCUUGUCCAGUUCCAGCACGGCCACUGGCACAACAGUCAUCGAGUGCACUCAAGUUCAGGGAAGCUCAGAGUCUCUUGCCUCCCCUUCCACAUCCAGAGCCACGACACCUUCCCAACUCUCUAUCGAGGUGGAGGCCAGGGAAGUGUCCUCCCCAGGAAGGCCCACUGGGCUGAUGUCACCUUCCAGUGGCUACUCCAGCCAAUCAGAGACACCAACACCCACUGUCUCCAUGUCCUUGACCCUGGGCCACCUGCCCCCUCCAAGUGGCAGUGUCCGGGUGCGGCCAGUGGUACCCGAGAGGAAGUCAUCACUCCCCCCGACAUCGCCUAUGGAGAAAAUCUCCAAGUCCCGGUUGUCCUUUGACCUGCCACUGACCUCCUCAACCAACCUGGAUCUGUCUGGGAUGAGCAUCUCCAUCCGAAGCAAAACCAAGGUGAGCCGGCAUCAUUCAGAUACAAAUUUUGGGGCUAAGCUGGCCCUGAAAAAGAGCCCCAACCAGCCAUUUAUGCCCAUGGUCACUCAGUCUGACCUACGUUCCAUUCACCUGAGGUCUGUCAGCAAGUCUGAGCCGGAAGAUGACAUCGAGAGCCCUGACUAUGCUGAGGACGCAGGAGCAGAGGUCUUCGUAUUGCUGGAGAGAAAGAUGAAACCUCCCAUAGCCGAGAAGCCCCUUGUGGCCCGAAGUCCUCCCAGCUUGGUCCACAAGCCACCAUCUGCCCCUGAGGAGUACCCACUCACUUCACCGACCUUGGCUGUGACCCCCAAGAUCUCUGUUCAACACAUGCGGCCACUCCCCAAAGACAUCUACACGGUGAUGCGGAAACCAAAGUCCCCCGGCUUCCCCGAGGGCAGAGGCUCCAGGGAGCCACCAGCGCCCUCUUCUCUUGCUUUCACACCUUUUGCCAGUUCCUCUGGUGCUUUCUUCUCAGGAACACAGCAACCUCCCCAGGGCACACUGGAGGAUGGGGGCCCCAAGGUGAGAGCCCUGCCUGAAAGAAUCAGCCUCCAGAGCCAGGAAGAAGCAGAGAAAAAGAAAGGCAAGAUUCCACCUCCUGUCCCCAAAAAACCCAGCGUGCUGUACCUGCCUCUCACAUCACCCACAGCACACAUGGAGGUGUUCAGGGCCGAACUGAGGCUGCCCCACAGCCCCAUCAUCACCCUGCAGGAAGACACCAAGUGUCCGCCCACCAGUGACCCCCUGAAGGCACCUGGUGUGAGGCCAACUUCACCGCUGCAGGCUGAAGGUGAAAGGGAGGCAAGUCCUCUAGGGAGUUCUGUGGAACCGAGCACUGCAGAAAAAAGCAUAAUCAGUGACAAAACAGCUGAAUGGAUCGCCGAAGAUGAUGAUGACGUGUUUGUGGCUUCACGCACAACCGAAGAUUUAUUUACUGUGAUACACAGGUCCAAAAGAAAGCUGCUUGGCUGGAAAGAGCCUGGGGAGGCCUUUGCUGGUGGCAGCAGAUCAAGCUCCCAUUCACCAAUAAAGAACACAGCUGAUUUUUCCAUCAGUGAGUCAGCUGUCUCUGCGGGGUCGAGUGGCAGCGCCAACCUGGAUGCUGGCAGAAACAAUGAUUUCAAGGCCUUGCUGCAAAAGAAGGGAAGCAAGGCAACCCCCAAGUCCCGCCCCUCAGCUGCUGAACUGCUCAAGACCACUAAUCCGCUGGCUCGGAGAAUUAUUGCACAAUUUUCCAAAGAGUAUGAGACCACCAACAACCCUGGUACCUAAGUCCUGGGUUCAGCGCACAGGGUUGAGUGACUGGACUUGAGUUAGACAAAGGAGAAGAGAGGGUUUUCGAAAGGAACUAUGAAAAUCACAAAAGAGCCUAUGCGUCUUUUCCAUUAAUGCACCCUCUGGACAGCAAAAGAGAGGCCAAUGCAUCUAGAGGCCCUUGAAUCAUCUGCAGACAUUUUACACUUUCAUCCUUUCAAUCUGACUACCAAUUUGCUCCUUUCUCCCAACCCCCAAGUGUGGUGUGCCCUGAGGAGAGAUUAGCAGGCACCAUCUUUUCACUCACUGAAUGGGCCGCUCAGGCCCUGACUCCUGUCACCUAGGAGGAGUCUCACGAGAGAGGGCUGGAGCUGCCACAACCGGCAGCUGAUCAUUCACUUUCCUUGGCAAGGCCUUGCGGGGAAGCAGAAAGACUCUGAGGUCUCUUCAACCACAGUUUAGCUCUCCUCCGCUCCCCACCCCAAGAGGUUUGCGGGUGUACACUUAUUGCAGCAUGGGCUUGAUUGGCUGGCUUUUGUCGUGCAAAAUAUGAAUGUAACUCUGUCUCGAAAUUCAGGCCUUUUCCAGUUUGAUUGUCUACACAGUGAUUAGGGUAAUGAGUUUCAAUAAACAUGUAGAUCCGACCCCCCAAAAAAACCCUUUAGCUAGUCAGGACUGGGUUGCUUUGGAUUAACCAAGUUCAGCCAACAAACGAGGCCGCCAUGCGUUCGCUCAGAGGUAGCCAACGACACGCGCAUGCGCCUUGAGAUCCUUCAAGUGUCUGUCAACAACGUUAGGAUGAUGCCCAGCUCAUGCUGCACUCUAAGAACUCUCCUUUCAUUUGCAUAUAACCUUCAUUACAGGAAGUAAUUAGCUGAAGGAGCAGCAGCAUCAAAGGCUCAAGGAGGAGAGAAAGUAAGUGUAACUGGUCCACCUCCAUUCGAUUUAGGUUGUGGGUUGUGGUUGCUUUUGUUUUGUUUAAAGGAAGUCUUACUCUGUUCCAAAACCAGGAAUGUAUGGACUAAAAGGGAUCUAUCCAAAACCUAAAAGGCAGCCUUGCCAGUAGCUAUGGUCCAUAACACACAGAGAAAAAAAGGGCUAUUUUUUUUUUUUUGGCCAUUUAGGCUCCACUGUGUAACUAACAUUCAAUUAACUGUGCUGGAGGGGGUUAGUGUAGAGGCUGGUAAAAACAGGAUACUGACAGAGCCCCAGAACAAUCCUUGUGACCCCUUCUCCCCCACCCCCCAACACACGCAAGCUUAUAGGCACUAACUAUGCUUGUCAGUUCAACUUUAUAGGCAGAGCAAAAGCAGUGAUUUGUUUGAUUUUCAUAUGUCUGGUUUCUGGGAGGCUGAAGGAAGAAAACAGACAAUGCAUUGAACAAAAACUGGCUGACCAGUAAUGGAAGGUUAAUUGUCCACCUUCCCAAGAAGGGAAAAGAAAAAUCCAAUGAAAUUGUAGCCUGCUUGCUGGACCCCUUCUUCCUUCACUACCACUCCCCCCCCCCCCCAUUCAUUGGCCGACCUCCUGGAGGAUGCAGAAACUGCCCCGGAGACAAGUAAAUCUUGAUUUUGAUAGGUCUCAUUGCUCACCAAUGAGAAGCAAGCUUUUAGCUCCACUGCCCACACUCUAACAGAGCAGCUGAAAAACCAUGCCGAUCGCUGAGGAGACUUGGGCCUCUCACUUGGAAGCCUUAAGCCUAGGCCCUUGGUUGGUAUGGUUCUGAAUUCUAGGCUUCUGAGUACAGGCCAGGCUCACCAACUUCUUCACAAUCAGCACUUCCCCCUGAUUUGGCAGAGGACACUUAAAAUAAUAAACAGCGAGAACCCAGUUGCUUUCGAAAGCAUUCAGACUACUCGGUUUGAAGGUCCUGAUCGAAUUUCACGGGUUUUGCCUGAGAUAAAAUAGACUGGUUCCUGGCCUGAAUUUAUAUAUGAAUGCCACACUUGUCUGCCUCAGACUCAGAAUUCCAAAAGACAGAAACAUUUUCUCCUGUAGGGAAACAAAGGGGUGUGUUCAUGCUUUGGCCUAACAAAAGUGAAAGGCUGCCAGGGCCUUCUCCUUGGGAACCACUUUGAACAGCUGAACUCUGAAGCCAAAUGUGAAACUCACAUAAGUAUAGAUUGUGUUACUUCUGCUGCUUUUUCUAGAAGCUUCUUGUUUGCUACUUCUAGUGGGUUUCACCUCUCCCCCCAACUUGCUGUCUCUGGUGGUUUUUCCAAAAGAUUUUCAAGCUGAAUGCCCAGACACUUUUGUAUUUUUCCAUUACCUUGAGUCUUGCUUUCCUCUACAGUAGUCUGUCUACCUGGGAUUUUUAUAACAUCUUCUGCAGCAUUACUGUGACCCUUGAGUGCCCAGUGGUGUUUCUAUUAGCACAAGGGGAUUUGGGGGCAAUGAUUGUAUGGGCAGAGAUAACUCUGAGGACUAGAAAUAUUCCUUUAAAAUUUUGAAGUGGGGGACCUAAUCCUCCCCCCAAAAAAACAACCAAACUGUAAAAUUUGCUCAUCUUUGAUGACCAUAACACCAAACAUUUUUCUGCUCUUAACGCCAAACUUCUCUUGCCCCCGUGAGUAUCAUAACACCAAAUCUCUCUCCCACCGAGGCACAUAGCACAAUGUUUGCUGCCUUCUACACCUACUCUGCUAAGACUGGAGAAGACAGGCUGAAAGCCCCUCUUGGCAGGCUUUCACAGAACCUCCAACUGCCAUUGUUACUUAUACAGAUCAUAAUGAUAAUAGUUUUUGAAGGUGAAAGCCCAGAAGGCUCAAGUGAAAUGAAGUUGGCCCUAGGAGGUCAGCUUCCAAUUCAAGUUGUUUCUAUACCUCUAUUUGCUCUGUUUGCUCUGUUUUCCAACCAAUAGUGGCAGGUGGCUCUGCUAGACUGACUUUCACUCUGGUCACAAGUAGAGAGAGUCAUCCCCAGGAUUGUUAAUGGGUAGCUAAGAGUGCUUUGCUCUAAGUGGGUGUUCAUUACUUAUUUGUGGUUCAGAUGUUGAGGGUAGAGAGCAAGCCAUUCUUGGUACAAUAAGUCUUGCUGGUCCCUCUUCUCCUCCCCCUUCGUCAUCUCUCGCCUGGGCCUCCCACCUGGCCGCAACUUGUCUCGCAGCCCCAACCCCCAUGAACUGCAUGCCUAGCCUACAGCUUAUCCUUUAAGGAGGCAGGACCACAGGCAGCUAAAUAGUUCAAGUUAGCCUAGUGACCACAAAUCAACCAGUUGGUCCAAAGGCAUUACCUGGAACGUGCAGAGAUGGAGGAGAUUCUGCAAGGCUUACAGUGAGCAUUUCACUGGACAUCCAUUUCAACUCUCUAGACAACACAGAUCAGAUUGUGAUCCCGCUGUACCUAAUCUGUGUGAGCAGAUGUGUCCAUGCACCUGCCCUCUUGCUCACAAACUCAUCCCUAAAAAGAUGAUUUCAUGGCCAGGGCUCUGUUCCUCACCAGUGCAGCCUUCCAUCCUCACCAAGUCUAUAACACAAUAGUAAGCUUUCACUUUAAUCUGAUCUGCCAGAGCCAAGACCAGAGUGAGGUGAAUGAAGUGCCCACUCUCAGGGCUGAGCAGGUGCCUUACCCUUGUCCCAGCCCUGAACUCUGCACUCUACAAAUACAAGUUUAUCUUCUUCCUGUGCAGAAGUGUGGUUCCUCUGAUGGCUCCCUAUCUGCUGUUGCUCCAAAUGUUUUAUUACCAUCUAUUUUCUUCCAUUGCUAUCAACCUUUGUAUGCCUAUACAUUAAAGGGUCUUCAAAAUUAUCAGAAAACAUGGUUAAUUUUCAAGCAACCUGCUCCGGGUGGCAAGCUAGCACCCAUUUCAAUAGGGAUGCAGACAGGGGGUCAGUCCUUCACCAAAAUUGUGAAUGAGUUGGAGGCCUGCCACUGAGAUCCCCUUUCUCCUCUUUCUACUCCAUGUGCCCCAGACCUUGAUUCCCAGCACAACUCUUCUGAGUGCCUCCUAGUUUUGUUCUCCUCAAUAAGAAAAAUGUGCUCUCAGGAAAGGGAUGAAGUCCUUUACUUUGACAUUGUGAGGGUCGCUUGCAUUAUAACAGGGGAAAAGCCUAAAGCCGAAGGAAUUGAAGUUCUACUUGUAGAAUUUUAGGCACCAAUUCAUUGCCAAAGUGUAUCUUUCACCACGGAAAGGCCAAAUUCUCUGUCAGCUAAUUUCAAAAUAUAGAACCUGGAAUUAUUUUAUUACAUUGCCACUGAUUGGCUACAUAGUCCUGAUACCCAGUGCUGUUCUCUUGGACAGGGGACCAAGGGACCACAUCUACCAAGAGACUCUCAGCAAUGGCUCCUGAGAGCCACGGAGAAGGCUGAGAUCAUUCCUAUUGUAAAGUAACAUUUUGACACAAAUGGAAUACUAAUCAUGUUAGCAAAAGAACACAAGGAGUUAGAGUUAGAAUGUAUCCUCUUCGUGAAAGGUGAAAUUGUCCAAUCAAUGUCUGAUCGAUGUUGGUUGCCCAGUGUUGGUGAUAAUUAUUAAACUUUCUGGAGGUACAACUUUACUGAA